ACCACUUGCCAACGACGGAUUGGCUGCCUCUGCUGCCUGUCGGGGGAUUGCAUCAUGCUGCCCGAGAGAGGAAAGAUCCGAGUGAUUUCGCAACAAUCUAUUGUGCGGUUCGGAUGAUCCACAGCCCCGAGUGUCCGGAGGAGGAGUAACCUACGGAUCCCUAGUGAGGACAGGGGAAACAAGUCGUGGGGGAGGGAUAGGCUUCCCUCCCCGGGCAGGAGGACCUCGAAGCCAUCAGGUAUAUAUUACUGGACAUUGAACAGCAGAGAGUCCUCACAUUUAUCCAUUUAUCUUUAAGGACAAGUUAGACCAAAUGAACCAGUCCCCUUCCACCGCAUCUGAGGGCCUGAGCGAUGCCCUGCCAGGGAGCCCAGCAACACCACAGCUUGUGCCGCUAAACCCUGGAGGCGGAGGCAAAGCUACCCCUCCAAGCAAAAACAGCAAAAAGGGUCAACGAUUGGACCGUGGAAGCGAAGAGUACCGUCUGCGUCGGGAACGUAACAAUAUGGCUGUCAAGAAGAGCCGCUUAAAAAGCAAACAAAAGGCUCAAGACACACUGCAAAGGGUCAACCAGUUGAAAGAAGAGAAUGAAAGACUGGAGGCCAAAAUCAAGCUACUUACCAAGGAGCUGAGCGUGUUGAAAGACCUGUUCUUAGAGCAUGCACACAACCUGGCAGACAAUGUGCAGCCAGAAUCCAGCACACCCGGACAGGAGUCAGCUGGGUAGUAACCAAUUUGAAGAUCUACCACUAAUUAUUGGUGGACGAGAAUAACUUUUUUGAGGGGUGGGAGAGCUCUGAAUUCCUGCAUUGUCUUUUGAUUACAGGCAACAUGCAGCAGUAGGGGCUGUAGUAACUGAUUGUGCUUUCAGUCUGGGAUCCAGUAAUUUAUACAGGAAUGUUUGGUGUUGAAGUUUGUCUGUAGGUCUUCUGGUGCAACCCAUUUGCUUUGGAAAGUUAUUACAGAAAGGAAGCAUAGAGGGGCAGUAUUCACCUUGCACAAGCCAGAGAAAAAGGGCUUUUUUAAAUAGUUAUAGUUCACAUGGGAUAUGAAUUGUUUUUAUAUGAACUCUCUCCUCUACAGUAUUCACUGUGGGAGGAGAUUGAAUCAUAUAGUCCCCUCUUUCACAAAUCGUGUCUGAGAGUGCAGGCAGCACAUAAGGGAGAAGCUUCUUCUCCCUCUUUGCUAUUGGUGGCAGAGCAGAACUUAAGCAAGAUGGAGGCAGCUGAUAUUAAAAAAACAAAACUGUUCCUUCUCCAUGUCCACUAUCUAAUGGGAUACUGUCAUAAAGAUCAUUUCGUGCCUGAAACCACAUGGUUAUCAGAGUAGUAUUAUGGAGAGGGAAAGAAGCGAUUUCCUUGAGCUUUUGAAAGUGAGCUUUUCUUCUUUAAUACAGUAAUGUAGUAUGCGACUGGCCGUAAAGCAUUAUUACAGAGCAAAAAAACUCCUGUGCAGCAAUUCUCUAUAUAUGAAUGCCUCAGAGUUUUCAUUGUUUACAUUUACACCACAUUGACUAUUAAAGCAGGCCACAUGCACUGCUUUAGCUGUUGAUUCUGGCCAUCAAGAUUUUGUUUGGUUAGUGGACUGCUUAUAGGGCCAAACCAACACCCUCCGCCAGAUACUGACAGGCAGGUUUAAAAGUUCUGUCGGCCAAGGACUGCUUCGGUUGAUGCGGUUGGUUCUCUUUCAAGUCUGAUCUGAUUGUUGGUAGAGUGCCAAAUGGUUGGAUCAGCCUGAUUUGACCAGUAAAUGGACCAUCGAAGUGGGUGAAGAUAGGAUUGAAGUGGGUGAAGAUAGGAUUGUUUGACCAAUCUUACUGUGUAGAGCUAGAUAGAUGAGAAUAAAAAAAUCUAAGUAUCCUGGAUAAAGCAACUGGCUUCAGAUGGCAGUAUCCCUUUUAAUAUUUUCAACAUAAGUAGUAUCCAUUUUUGGAAUUAUAUGAGGCAUUGGUAUUUAUUGCCCCUUUUAUUUUUGGUGAACUAAUAGAAACAGAAUUACAUAUUUAAUUUAACCAUUCUGACUGUAUAUAUUUGUUGAUAAUAGAAGUAAAAACUAUUUUUUCACCAGGCUUCUUAGCGAGACUAUAUAGUCUUUAGAAUCUACUCACAUGUACUCUGAUUAUGGAAGGUUUCGGAUUAGGAUUGUCAAACUGUGGCCUCUCUAGCUGUGGGAAAUAACACAAUCAGUGACUGGCUGACAAUUGGUAUUUCUUUCCCAAUAGAUGUUUUUUUUUUUAAUGUAAAUAAAUUCUAUUUUACUGUUAUCUGGUGAUUGAUAUUCCCCUAGGCUUCUUUACAUGAUGACUGCAUUUUCUCAACAUAAAUUCGAUUAAUAUAUAAUUAUAAUAUAUUGCUAAUUUUUAAAAAAAACCUUAUUUGUAAACAUCCUGUUUGGUGAUCUUUUGAGAUUAUGUAAAUGCAAACUCUAUAUCCGUUGCACCUAUAGAUUACUGCAUUCGAAGUGGUUUAUGCAUAUGGAUUAUACAGGAAAGGUUUGUCUGCAUGGGUUUUACACUUCAUUUAGCAUUGAAUGCAAAGGUUUUUCUUUGAUUAGCAAAAAAAAGAUGCAGAUGAAUUGACUUUUGCAUGCUUUUAGGGAAAGAAAUUUCAAGAAGACAUUCACUGAGCUCUUUAUCAAACCCCUUGGUACUGCAAAAUCCCUCUCGGGACAAGGAAUUCCCAACAUUACUUUUUUUUUUUUUAAGACUACAAUCAGAAUUUUUCUAAGGGUCAGGUUAUUACCCUGUAUUAUCAGUUCUGGUAUUAUGCCUAACGCACAGCAGUCACUCAUGUAAAUGAGGCCAAACACCUGGAAACAUUUUAACUAACAGUGACCCCCAAAUGUUUAUUUCAUUGUAUAAAAAUUAUUACUAAAAUAAUCGUGUUGCAUUGUAUUAAUUAGUCAAAAUGAGGCCAAUCACUACUUGGCUAUUGUUAAGAAAAUUACUGGAUCUAUCUUAUUAAACCCACCUCUCCUUUUCCCCUCUGCCAAACUGCAUCUUCUAAUUUACUUCUGAAUAAGUUCAUGUUAUGGAUGUACCAAAUCCAGGUUAGGACGAAUCCCAGUUGAUUUUGCAGAAUUCAGAUUCAGUCAUUUUUUUUUCACAAGAACUGAAUAUGAGCCCUCAGUGUCUUCUGACUUUAAAUCUCUGGACAAUUCAAUACAAUGUUGUUUGUCCAUAGAUAUUGCUGGGUUUCUUUGUGGUUUUUUUUCUUUUUGCUCAUUUUAAAAUGCAAAUUCAGCUUGGCCAAACCUGAAAACUAUGGAUUCUGUGCAUUCCUAAUUUAUAUUUGGUGUGAGGUAUGACUGUGAUUCAUUAUGUAUUUAAAUGACCACUGUGCCUUACUACUAUAACCGCUAAAUAUAUAUUAAAUGCCCUUGUUAUUCAAAU
Xenopus tropicalis (tropical clawed frog) is the source of this 3391-nucleotide messenger RNA. It is a transcript of the gene cebpg, whose product is annotated as CCAAT enhancer binding protein gamma. The transcript has 2 exons. Gene Ontology annotation, biological process: regulation of transcription by RNA polymerase II; DNA-templated transcription; regulation of DNA-templated transcription. Gene Ontology annotation, molecular function: sequence-specific double-stranded DNA binding; DNA-binding transcription factor activity; sequence-specific DNA binding. Lineage: Eukaryota; Metazoa; Chordata; Amphibia; Anura; Pipidae. The coding region runs from base 314 to 727 and encodes 137 amino acids. The record is from RefSeq and is a predicted model, not a curated record. Gene Ontology annotation, cellular component: nucleus.